Molecule: messenger RNA, 1458 nt
Organism: Suillus bovinus
Lineage: Eukaryota; Fungi; Basidiomycota; Agaricomycetes; Boletales; Suillaceae
Exons: 7
Coding region: 1-1458 (485 amino acids)
Source: RefSeq, a predicted model, not a curated record
AUGCGCUUCAUCCACUCAUUCCCUGGGCAAGUCACACAAAAACUCAGCCAAGCAGAAACCAUGUUCCAGGACAUCCGAGCCCAGCAAGAGGCUCAGGGCCUGGACCCAUGGGCGCCGUUUACCAAUGAGGAGGAGUGGGGGUUAGUGAAAUGGUUGGUCUCGUGUGUUGGCCACACUGCAAUAGAUGAAUUUCUAAAACUCCCAAUUAUAACCAUCGACAAACUUCCUCGUGCGACCAAAUGGGAACUGAAGAAGAUCAACAUGGUGGGCAAUAGAACUGCCAAUGAUGGGCAGCGUGAGACGGAGGACCUUGAGUUGUGGUUGUGCAACCCAGUAGACUGCAUUUGCGAGUUUAUGAGCAAUCCAGAGUUUGAUCAAGGGGUGUCAUACGUACCAGAAAGGGUCUUUGCAGAUGAGGAGGGAAAGACGCAGGUGUUUGAUGAGAUGUGGACAGGAGAUUGUCCAUUCUCACAGCAUAGAUUACCCAAAGGGGCGGUUGUUGCGCCAGUGAUCCUGGCCUCAGAUAAAACCUCUCUAUUGCAAUUCCGUGGGGAUCAGGAAGUAUGGCCCGUCUACUUGACACUUGGCAACAUCUCUAAAGACAUUCAACCCAUCCUAAUCGCCUACUUACUCAUAUCCAAGCUGGAGUGCUUCACGCGAAACAUUCAUUCAGGAGUCGAAGUUACUUGCCCAGAUCAUCAAGUACAGCGCCUGUAUCCAAUCGUGGCAGCAUACAUUGCCAACUUUCCAGAGCAAUGUCUCGUUGCCUGCUGUAUGGAAAACAGACAUGACAACCGUGGAGAUAUGAGAGAGUCAGCGCCACGGAGACAAGACACGACAAUGGCAAACUUAUGGCUUCACUCUGAGGGUGAAAUGAGCAGUGAUCAGUUCGAGAGUGAGCUGGGUCUGCAGGCAAUUUACUCACCUUUUUGGGCCGCUCUCCCCCACAAUGAUAUCUUUCUCUGCAUGACCCCUGACAUCCUGCACCAACUCCACAAGGGUGUAUUCAAGGACCAUCUUGUUAGCUGGUGCUCGAAAAUCAUCAGCAAGGAUGAACUCAAUGCACAUUUCAAGGCAAUGAGUUCCUACGCCAGAUUACGGCACUUCAAAAAAGGUAUCUCGAAACGCAAGCAAUGGAUGGGAGCUGACUACAGGGAAUUGGAGUGCGUUUUCCUUUGUGUUAUUGCCGGUGCUGUUGACAACAGAGUACUUGCGUCAUACCAGUCCCAUACUGAAGAAAGCCUGUCUUGCAUGCAAGCCACACUGGAGUUGUUCCAUGCCAACAAGAACAUCUUUGUUGAACAUGGGGUGCAGGAGCACUUCAAUAUACCGAAAAUCCACUCGAUGGUACACUAUGUCAAUUCAAUCUGUUUGUUUGGGAGUGCCGACGGUUUUAACACGGAGCUUCCUGAACACCUCCACAUAGAUUUCGCCAUAUCGUGCUUCCAAUUGCCAUGA